This is a messenger RNA of Thlaspi arvense, 432 nucleotides long. Lineage: Eukaryota; Viridiplantae; Streptophyta; Magnoliopsida; Brassicales; Brassicaceae. The record is from the annotation of a GenBank genome assembly.
AUGUUAGCCUUGAGGGCGGUGCAAAGACAAGCUGCGGCUUCAAGAUCAGCGAGUCCUUUGAUGAGGGUGCAACAUGGCUCGACCGGUGGCUUGCCAAGGGUGAUGUUGAGUAGCCCGUUGAGCACGUUGGCGCAGACUCCAAGUUUAAGGGCGUCUCUAGGGCAUUUGGCUGUGGCAGGGCUAGGGCUUGGGGUUGGUUUGGGUUUAGGGUUAGGUUUUGGCUUGGGCGAGGGAGUAGGUUUUGGCUUGGGAGAAGGGCAACCACAGUUACCGCAGGCAGAGAUUGUUGUGAAGAAGAGGAUGUUGAGAAUCAAGAAAAGGGCUAAAAAGCGUGUGCUUCUUGAAGCCAUUGUUAAAUUUCUCGUUUGUUUAGAGAGAAAAGAGACUUCAGAAGAAGCGUACUUCUUUACUAUGGUGUGUGAAUUGGGAUGA